Messenger RNA from Columba livia (rock pigeon), 3345 nucleotides. It is a transcript of the gene MCAM, whose product is annotated as melanoma cell adhesion molecule. The transcript is spliced from 15 exons. NCBI's taxonomy places the organism in Eukaryota, Metazoa, Chordata, Aves, Columbiformes, Columbidae. Gene Ontology annotation, molecular function: laminin receptor activity. The coding region runs from base 132 to 1976 and encodes 614 amino acids. Gene Ontology annotation, cellular component: plasma membrane. The record is from RefSeq and is a predicted model, not a curated record.
GCUGGGGGGUGACAAGCGGCCGCGGGCGGUGGGCAGGCGCCGCACCUUCCUCCUCCUCCUUCACCUCCUCCUCCUCCUUCGCCUGACGUCAGCCCGCGGCCCCACUCAGUCGCGGGCGGCCGGCGGCGGGCAUGGCUGGGGGGCGGCGUGCGGCCGGGCUCGCCCUGGGCUGGGGCUGCUGCCUCCUGCUCUGCUGCGCUGUAGCCAGCAAGCUGGAAGUCUCUAUGCCGGCAGUGGUGGAAGUGGAGAGUGGGGGCACAGCCAGGAUCGAGUGCAACUUCUACAUCCCUGGAAAUGGUUCCUACACCUCCAUCAACUGGUUCUACAUUGACCGCAACAACUGGGUGAAGCUGUGUCACAUCACGGACAGCAAGAUCCUGGAAGAAAACACAGGCUACAAAGGGCGGCUGUCGGUGGGCGAGGACAAGGCCCUCUCCAUCAGCAGGGUGACGAUGCAGGAUGCCAGGACCUUCGUGUGCCAGGUUGGGGCAGGUAGCCAUGGCACAGGCGAGAACCGCACUGAGCUCCACGUCUACAAGGUCCCCGAGGCCCCUGAGAUUGUGGCCAACCCAGGGGGCAUCUCCGUGCACAGCAGUGACAUCCCGCAGAUUGCCCAGUGCAUGAGCAAGAAUGGCUUCCCAGCCCCAAACAUCACCUGGCACAAGAACGGGCAAGAGCUGCAGCAGGAGGACAAGAUGGUGAAGAUCACGGCCACGCGGACUCGUGAGUCGAGCGGGCUGUACACGGUGAGCAGCACCCUCUUUGCCCGUGUCACCCGGGAGGACCGCAACUCCCUCUACCAGUGCACCGUGCACUACUGGCUGCGGGGACAGAGGCACGCUGUGGAGUCGCGGCGAGUCAAUGUCACCAUCUUCUACCCUGCAGAGCACUUGAAGCUGCAGGUCAUGCCAUCCUCAACACUAGUGAAGGAAGGGGAUGAUGUGAAGCUGGUCUGCGAGGCCGAUGGGAACCCAGCACCUGUCUUCAGCUUCUUCAAGAGAGAGCUGGAGGACAGCUGGCAGGACCUGACGCCGCUGACGGACCCCAACAGCGGGGUGCUGAACCUGCACGAUGUGAAUAAGAGCAGCAGUGGCCUGUACAGAUGCCAGACCCUGGACCUGGAUGACAUGAGACAGCUGGAGAAGGAUGUGGAGCUUGUUGUGAACUACAUUGAAGGGGUCCAUGUGAGGAUGGAGCCUUCCUCAUCCCCUCGGGAAGGGGAUAGCGUGAGGCUGAGCUGCAAUGCCCACAGCCCCGUGGCCCUGGACUACCAGUGGAGGGAUGAGAAGGGCAGGAAGGUCGCAGAAGGGAACCAGCUCUUCCUGAGCAACCUCACCUUCGAAACCUCCAGCAACUUCAGCUGCAAGGUGAUCGCACCAAGCGUGCCGGGGCUGGAGCAGAGCAAGCAGGUGGCCGUGACUGUUCAGGGGAAGCCGCGGAUUGUGGACAUCAGUUCCCCGCUGUAUGUGCGGCAGGACGAGGUGGUGAACCUGACCUGUAAGGCCAUCGCUUUCCCCAGGCCCUCUGUCCACUGGAACGUCAACGGGACGGCUCACGAGUACAUUGAAAACCAGCACAUUGCCAGCAACCUGACAGUGCGUGUGAACCAUGACCUGCUGCGGGCAGGAGCCAUGUGCAAGGUCUCCAACGCACUGGGUUUCAGCGAGAAGCACAUCCAGCUACUGGAUCAAAAGACACCGGAGAGCAAAGGGGUGAUCAUUGUGGCAAUCAUCGUCUGCAUCCUCGUGGUGGCUGUGCUGGGGUCUGUCAUCUACUUCCUGCACAAGAAAGGCAAGAUCGCGUGUGGCCGCUCUGGGAAACAGGACAUCACAAAGCCAGAGGCACGUAAAGACAAGAUUGUAGUUGAAGUUAAGUCAGAUAAACUUUCCGAAGAGGCGGGGCUCCUGCAGGGUGCCAACAGUGAGAAGAGACCUGCCGCUGACCAGAGCGAGAAAUACAUCGAUCUGAGAAACUAGAGAGGGAAUCUACUAAGUGCUUUCUUCCUUCAAGCCUUUCCUGCUCUUGGAUUGCCUUGUCCCACUCCUGCUCCAGUACCUGGGGAGCACAGCCAGAGACAAUUACUGUGUCACAGUGCUGAGCCCCAAUGUGCAGGGACGCCCCACUGACUCACCUGUUACCUCAACCGUGGGCUUGCAGGUUGCAGCAGCGCCUUGGAUUUGCUUACUACUAUAGAGAAGCCAACAGCAAUAUUAGAAAGAAAUAUCCCAGUGGAAAAAGACUUUUGCAGGAAGUUUGUCCUGUACGUGUGUGGUAAGGUUUUGAUGUGUUUUAACCCAAACUUGCUCUGAAAUGCUGGUGAAACGUUACCUUUGGGAUGCGACAGGCACCUUAGAUGUAGUGGUGUGGUGAGGCUAGAUGAGCGAAGAAUGGACGUGGUGUGCUAGAGCGGUGUUUGCCAGCUGCUGGGGAGGUGUUAGUGCUUUGCUUUUCCUUUUGAGCUGUUUCUUGUCUUGUUGGUGGAGCCCGGCGUGUCUCGGCAGUGCUGUGCGGGCAGGGGGCUCUGGUGGGUACCUGUGAUCCCACGGGAGGCGAGUACCUGGCGGAGCAAGGGCAGGGGUGCCCAUCUCUUGGGUGCAUGCCAGACCAAGGGCUUAUUGUCACUGGUUUGUAGCGUAGCCUUGCUGCUGCAAGGGGGAGGGUGUCUCCCCACCCCCCAGGGAAUUGGAUUGCUUUUAGGAGGGCUUUACAGCUGCUGGCAACAGCAGGUCCUGGAGGCCCCCUCCAAAUUUAAGGAAUAUGAGGUCAGGGCCAGUCAGCGAUGUCUCAGGGUUUUUUUGGUUCAUUUGGGUUUUUUGUCUGUUUGUUUUUAUGCUGAAUAAUUACCAGCCCCAGGUAAAACUGGCUUGUUUCUGUGCUUUGCUGGCGCCUCUGGCCCCAUAGCCAGAGCGCUACAGCAGCUGAGUGGUGGAGAGGGGAGACGGACAAGCAGCCUGCCUUUAGCUUCUGCUAUCCCAGCCUGCAACCAUGCCUUGUCCUCCUGCCUCCCCCUGGAGAUAUCACCCCCCACAGCCCCUCCUGGCUCUAAGUCAUGUACUCUCAGCCCUGUGCUGCCCCUUGGGCAAGGGGUGAACCCGGGUGACAGGAGAGAUGUCCCCUGGCGCUCCCCCAGCAUCCUCCGCCGGUAGCGGGGAGCACGCAGCAGCCUGGCAGCCAGCGACCUAACAAGCGGUGAGCUAUACUCAUAAGCUACAAGUGUUGUCCAAGCAAAAGCUUUGGUUUAUAUAUAUUUUUGUUGGAUUGUGUGUAAAUUUCCAGAAGUUUUGUCUGAUACUUGCAAGGUUUUUUUUUUUUAUAUAUAUGUGAAAAUAAAGUACAAAGAUCAAA